UCAUAUGGCGGGGUCCUAAAGUCACAGCAUUACCAGCUCGUGUCCUGAGAAGUUUGUGGAACUUUUUUCGCUUUGAGAAAGUUCUCCUUGGGUUAAACAGGAGUCUUUUCAGUGGCCUUUCUUUGAACCUUUUGUUUUGGUUAGAGGGACAAUGUGGCCGACGGUGGUGUUCUCGCUGUUUGUGCAGUGGUCUGUGGGCGCCGGCGCCUUCACGCAAUCCCUGGACAGCGACUUCACCUUCGCCUUACCCGCGGGACGAAAGGAGUGUUUUUACCAGACCAUGGAGAAAGACGCCUCCCUGGAGAUUGAAUAUCAGGUUCUGGACGGGGCCGGUCUGGAUGUGGAUUUCUACCUGUAUUCUCCCAGCGGCCAUGUGCUGUUCUCUGACUUUAGGAAGUCUGACGGAGUUCACACAGCGGAAACGGAGGCGGGCGACUACAUGUUCUGCUUCGAUAACUCCUUCAGCACGUUGUCUGAGAAGGUUAUCUUCUUUGAGCUGAUUCUGGACAACAUGGGCGAAGGAGAGGACUCCGAAGACUGGAAAGAGUACAUGCAGGGCGCCGACAUGCUAGACUUGAAACUGGAGGACAUCAUGGACUCGAUAAACGGCGUGAAGGCUCGCCUGGGGAAGAGUCUCCAGAUCCAGACCGUGCUGAGAGCCUUUGAGGCUCGCGACCGAAACCUGCAGGAGAGCAACUACGAGCGGGUAAACGUCUGGUCCUGCACCAACAUGGUGGUGAUGGUCCUCGUGUCCUGUAUCCAGGUCUACCUGCUGAGGAGUCUCUUCGACGACAAGAGGAAAACGCGCACGUGAGCUUAGCGGAGCCCUCCCGGACACACUAAAGCUCAGGGAGAAAUGAAAACACCCACCCUCAUUCAGGACUGAACUCAACUCCUUAAUUCCUCUCACUGUCCACUUAUGUUCUACUGAAGACAAUCGAUUUUCCUGCACAGGCUGAGCUGAGGACAACCCAACAUAAGAGACUUGCAACCCUAUGCUGCUACGUCGUAGAGACAUCACGUGAAGCCCGGCGCUUGGUGGGGGGAUUUUUUUUUUUUAAACAGGCGCAAAGAAUUAAUGAAUGGAUAUUUUUGGAUUUUUCUAUGAUGCCAAUUUUGUAGUGAAAAUUCAUUAAGCCAUUAACUGUAGAAACCUUUUCAGGCACUGAGACAGAUCACUUUGGUUGCUUGUUUUCUUUUGUCAAAGCCUUGAGUUUAAUUUUAGGAACCUGAACUAAAACAUGGAGAAAUUUCAUAUCUGGCUUGCAUUAACAUUUUCCCCAUAGUUCUGAAAGCCCG
Molecule: messenger RNA, 1299 nt
Organism: Electrophorus electricus (electric eel)
Lineage: Eukaryota; Metazoa; Chordata; Actinopteri; Gymnotiformes; Gymnotidae
Gene: tmed5
Product: transmembrane p24 trafficking protein 5
Source: RefSeq, a predicted model, not a curated record